CUCGUGUACUAAUUUGAAUGCCAAAGUGCUGCGUGAGUGGCUCACCUUCACAAGUCUUCAUUCCUUCUCCGUUCGCUCUGACGGCCACUACAACGUUCCAAUAUGUGGAUACUAGUACUCUCAGCAUGUGUCCGCCUUCUCCAUGCUGCCCCAUGCGAGGAUAGCGAAUAUAGACGAAAGAUUAUGUGGUAUUUUGACAAAAGCGAGCAAACAUGCUUUGCCUACCCUAUGAGUUGCGAAACGCAAUUCAAAGUGGAAGAUGAAUUUUAUGCCAGUGAGGAAGAAUGCACUUUGAAGAAAAUGCCGAAUAGUUGGAAGAAAUUCACUAUGUCGUGCCCAUAUGAUACUCAGCUAGCGGUUUUUCGGCGUAGUAAUGGUGACUUUGUUCCCUACAUAUUCUCUACUUCACUUUGUCGAAAAAACAAUGGAAUAAUGAAGUCAGACUUUUGCACUCUGCGCGAAUACUGUUAUGCACACGAGCACUUUGCCUUUUGCUGUUCGAGAAAAGCGUUCACGGGAGAUGAACCAGGUAGUGGAGUGUUCACGCUGUCUGGAAUAGGAGGACCUCAAAAGCAUCUAGUAGACGCUGCCAUUUUUGCGCCACCAGUGAAACCACCAGUUGACUGCAAUACGGAAGGUGAUCGAUAUGCUCUUGAGUGGUAUCCUCGUACUGGUGUGGGUUGUAUCGCAAGAAGAUCUGAUUGCAAAACACCAGCAUUUUCCGUGGAUCAGGUUCUGGAUACAUAUCCCACUCAGCAGCAAUGUAUGGACGCAUAUUUUGCAAACUGGAGAUUCACGUACACAUUAAAGUGCAUGGAGGGAUUUGCGCCAGUAAAAGUCGGUGAUAGCCCCCUUAUAUUCAGCAAAUCACUCUGCGCCUCUGCGCACCACUCGGAUGUUUGCAACCGGGAUGAACGCUGUGCUUUCCAGCACAAAAACACAACUUUCGCAUUCUGCUGCUAUAGGUCACCUGAAGCCUCUAGCAUGUCAUACACCAUCUACGGAAGCAAGUAUGUGGGAAGCGAUGUUAAAAAAGAGCCUCUUCUCUCAUAA
This is a messenger RNA of Cylicocyclus nassatus, 1053 nucleotides long. The record is from the annotation of a GenBank genome assembly. Lineage: Eukaryota; Metazoa; Nematoda; Chromadorea; Rhabditida; Strongylidae.